Messenger RNA from Phytophthora nicotianae INRA-310, 1106 nucleotides. RefSeq lists its product as hypothetical. The transcript is spliced from 4 exons. NCBI's taxonomy places the organism in Eukaryota, Oomycota, Peronosporomycetes, Peronosporales, Peronosporaceae. The coding region runs from base 423 to 1106 and encodes 227 amino acids. The record is from RefSeq and is a predicted model, not a curated record.
GAGCGUCUGGAGGCCGCACGUCCCCGAGACUGCCUCGACGCACAAGACCCGCGUCGAAUACGGAGCUUGUAAGGCGCCGCAGAGACUCCAUGAGUGCGGUAUUGAGAAUAUGGGUGUAGCCAUCUCGGCUCAGAUUGUUACUUUUUUUCUUCCGACGUCCCGUUUAUGUGUCAUUACCACGAAACGACGCACUUCAACCACUGCAACUUUGCCGGCUAUUGACGUUUUACUAUGGAGGAUCGUACGGCGGAAGCAUGGAAGUGAGUGGAGGUAUAAUGGCAGCAAUGAUGAAGGAGUGAUGGUCAUUUGUAUUGUUGCUGCUGGCAGGGCGUUCGGGGGCGACACGGAGGCAGGACGACUGCUGAAGAAGCUCUACUGCGGCACGAGCAAGCCAAAAAUCUCAUAUCCGAGUUCGUGAGCUGAUGGGGAGGGGAAAUUGGUAUGCUAUUAACUUGGCGUUGCUGUUUGCUGCUGCAGAGCUUAAGAUGAAGCCUCGAGAGGCGACGGCGCCGUUCAUUCCUGGCGGUGGAGUGGCGGGUGCUUCGGAUUCGAGGACACAUCGACUGGUGGCGAACACUUCGAGUCGAGCGAUCAAGGCGCCGGUGCCGUCCAAGCACAAGGGAGGAUCCCCCGAGAUGCACCCGAUCGACUACCUGUCGACGCACAAAAAGCCACUGAGUGAGAUUGAGAAGGAGAUGAAUGAGAUCAAGAGGCAGAUGGAGGGGUCCCGUAUGAGCUGCAUCAGACGCGCUCCGAAUCAGGAGAAGGAAAAACUGCAGCAGGUUUUCUCGUAUUCAACUGGGAGUAUCUUACCCCGCGAGCUCUUGCCCGGAUCUGAUCUCCUCGAUCGAGAACUCUCUCAUGCUGCUGCGCUGCGCAAUGGAAAACUCCCUAAGAAUCGUCUGACGCAGCUUGAGGGGCUCUACGACGCGGUGCUAAAAGAGGUGGAAUCACGAAAGAGCUACAUGUCCGAAAUGAUCGCAAUGGGAAGACCAGAGAAGGCAGCUCCUGUCGAGCGCGAGAUCUUGGAGCGAAUGACUGAGCUACGCAAAAUCCACAAACUCAUCAUCAAAGAUAAGCGAAGCAACAAUAACGAUGACAACUAA